Molecule: messenger RNA, 3302 nt
Organism: Aplysia californica (California sea hare)
Lineage: Eukaryota; Metazoa; Mollusca; Gastropoda; Aplysiida; Aplysiidae
Product: exosome RNA helicase MTR4
Biological process (GO): maturation of 5.8S rRNA; RNA catabolic process
Cellular component (GO): nucleus
Molecular function (GO): RNA helicase activity; ATP binding; RNA binding
Source: RefSeq, a predicted model, not a curated record
AUGAAGAAAGUUAGAACCGGAAGCUGUUCUUUCGCAUGGCGUCCAUUUGUAUCGUCCAUCAUGCCGAAAACACGCCGCAGCAAAGGCAAAGCUGCGAAAAGUGAAGAAGCCUUUGGAGAAGGAUUAUUUGAUGUCUUUGGAGAUUCAUCCGGUCAGAAUGAAGAGAAAGGAGCAUCCCAGGAGACAACUGAGGAGUCCAAAGCUGAGACACUGUUCAGCCAGAUUGCCGGGAAACGGCGUGCUGAAGAGGAAGCAGAGGAGGGGCUGAAGAAAGCAAAAAAUGAGGAAAAAGUGGUGGAGGUCAUGCCCCGUCUCCAGGUGCACACUGUAGAGACCAUUGAGGCUUGCACACAUGAGGUUGCUGUUCCUCCUGAUGAUGCCUAUGUACCCCUGAAGGCCCCGACUGGCGCCCCGGCCAAGGAAUACCCCUUUACGCUGGAUCCAUUUCAGAAAGAGGCAAUUCUGUGCCUGGAAAACAACCAGUCUGUUCUGGUCUCUGCCCACACAUCUGCGGGGAAAACUGUGGUGGCUGUAUAUGCCAUUGCCAUGUCCCUGCACAGCAAGCAGCGUGUGAUCUACACGACGCCUAUCAAAGCCUUGAGUAAUCAGAAAUACAGAGAGCUUUUUGAGGAGUUUCAGGAUGUGGGUCUGAUGACUGGAGAUGUGACCAUCAACCCCACCGCUUCUUGUCUGGUCAUGACCACUGAGAUUUUGAGGAGCAUGUUGUACCGUGGAUCUGAGGUGAUGAGGGAAGUUGCUUGGGUAGUUUUUGAUGAAAUCCACUACAUGAGAGACAAGGAGCGUGGUGUGGUGUGGGAGGAGACCAUCAUCCUUUUGCCCGACAAUGUCCAUUAUGUGUUCCUCUCAGCCACCAUUCCCAACGCAAGGCAGUUUGCAGAGUGGAUUUGCCACUUGCACAAACAGCCCUGCCAUGUGGUGUACACAGAUUACCGACCCAUUCCCCUGCAACAUUACAUCUUCCCAGCUGGUGGGGAUGGUUUGCAUCUUGUUGUGGAUGAAAACGGUGAGUUCCGAGAAGAGAACUUCAACACAGCCAUGUCGGUGCUGAGAGAUGCUGGUGACGGGGCCAAGGGGGACCAGAGAGGCCGCAGAGGAGGAAGUAAAGCCAAUGAAUCUGACUGCUACAAAAUUGUGAAACUCAUCAUGGAGAGAAACUUUUCACCUGUCAUUGUGUUCAGCUUCAGCAGAAAGGAUUGUGAAGGUUAUGGCAUGCAGAUGUCAAAACUGGACUUCAAUACAGAGGAUGAAAAGGCAUUGGUUGAGGAAGUGUUCAACAAUGCUGUGGAUGCACUAUCUGAUGAGGACAAAAAGUUGCCUCAGGUGGAGCAUGUUUUGCCUUUGCUAAAGAAAGGCAUUGGUAUUCAUCACUCUGGUCUGUUGCCUCUAUUGAAAGAGACAAUUGAGAUUCUCUUCUCAGAGGGUCUAAUUAAGGCUUUGUUUGCCACGGAAACCUUUGCCAUGGGACUGAACAUGCCUGCAAGGACUGUGCUUUUCACUGGCUGUCGUAAAUUUGAUGGCAAAGAUUUCAGAACGGUAACAUCAGGGGAAUACAUCCAGAUGUCCGGGAGAGCUGGACGUCGUGGUCUGGACGAGAGAGGUAUCGUCAUCAUGAUGGUGGAUGAGAAGAUCACACCGGAAGCAGGCAAGGCCAUUGUCAAGGGUGACCCUGACCCCCUGAACUCUGCUUUCCAUCUGACCUACAACAUGGUGCUCAACCUGCUGAGGGUGGAAGAGAUCAACCCAGAGUACAUGCUGGAGAGGUCGUUUUUCCAGUUCCAGAACUACGCGGCCAUCCCAGGCCUACUUGAGAAGCUGCAGGUUAAAGAGGAACUGUACAACUCCCUGAGCAUAGAGGACGAGGAGUCUGUGUCCGCCUACUACCGCAUCAGGCAGCAGCUGGCCACUCUGACCAGGGAGGUGAAGCACUACAUUCUCAAACCCACCUACCUCUUGCCUUUCUUGCAGCCAGGCCGAGUGGUCAAGGUUCAAAAUGGUGAUCUGGACUUUGGUUGGGGCGUGGUGCUGAACUUUCACAAGAAGAUGGAUCAAUCUGCUGCAACGGAUGAGACAGGGACGCUUUAUGUGGUUGAGGUUCUGCUGAACCUGACCAAGGAGAGUGUGAAGAGUCGCAACGCCUCUGACAUCCAGCCCUGCCCCAAGGGGGAGAAGGGAGAGAUGCAGGUGGUUCCCAUCCUGACUCGUCUCAUUGAUGCCAUCAGUGCCAUCAGGCUGUACAUCCCGAAUGACUUAAGGUCCUCCGAUAGUCGCUUCCUGGUUCUCAAGUCUCUUCAGGAAGUUGAGAAGAGGUUCACAGAUGGCUUGCCUUUGCUGGAUCCCAUUGAAGACAUGGGUAUCAAAGACAAAGGGCUGUUGGAAUCCAUCAAGAAAACUCAAGCUUUUGAACAGAGAUUACACUCCCAUCCUCUCAACAAAGAUGGCCGGUUGACCGAUUUGUAUGAACAGUAUGAGAAAAAAGCUAAGAUUGGCAACGAGAUCAAGGUUCUGAAGUUGGAGCUGAAGAAGAAAAAGUCUCUGCUGCAGAUGGAUGAACUGAAGUGUCGUAAGCGAGUGCUACGUCGAAUGGGUUAUGCCACAGCCUCAGAUGUCAUUGAGCUGAAGGGACGAGUUGCUUGUGAGAUUAGCAGUGGUGAUGAGCUUCUCCUGACUGAGCUGCUGUUCAACGGUGUCUUCAACGACCUGACACCGCAACAGGCGUGUUCCCUCAUCAGUUGUUUUGUCUUCCAAGAGAAAGCAUCGGAGAUGCCCAAGCUAGGAGAGGAGCUUGCUGGACCCUUGAGGCAGAUGCAGGACACAGCACGUCGCAUCGCCCGCAUCAGUCGAGAGGCCAAGUUGGAAUUGGAUGAAGAAACAUACGUGGAUUCCUUCAGACCACACCUCAUGGAUGUUGUCAACUCUUGGUGUAAUGGCUGCACCUUUGCCCACAUUUGUCAGAUGACUGAUGUUUUUGAAGGGAGUGUGAUUCGCUGUAUGCGCAGACUGGAGGAGACACUGCGUCAGAUGGUGCAGGCAUCCAAAGCCAUUGGGAACACAGAACUGGAAAACAAGUUUGCUGAGGCCAUUCGUCAGAUCAAGAGGGACAUUGUGUUUGCUGCCAGUUUAUACUUGUAGACUCUAGACAGCGUCAUCUCACACUUGAGGUCCCUCUUCUCUCCUUGGGCAGCAACCAACAUCAGACAGGAGCCGGGCUCACUCAUUGCGUCUCUGUGUGGGAGUGUGAAUGGGAAGCUUCGCUUCAAUGGAUUAUUACACUUGUAAUGCAU